This is a messenger RNA of Prorocentrum cordatum, 154 nucleotides long. The record is from the annotation of a GenBank genome assembly. NCBI's taxonomy places the organism in Eukaryota, Dinophyceae, Prorocentrales, Prorocentraceae.
GGGGCGGCCAGUGCGGUGGGCGCCUUUGUUCAGGGGCCGCUGGAGGGAGGGGCGCCUCGCUUGGCGCUGUGUAUGGCAGGCGUGAUGGACAUCUUGUGGAAGGUGUGCAGGCUGCUUGGUGGCGGGCGGCCCAGGGGUCGCCGCCGCCGCGAAG